CUCAAAGAGGAAAGGAAGGAUGUAUCCUAUUGGAAACUGACGAUCUAAACUAAAAGAAAGGAGAGUAGCAGAGACUUCAAAAUGUUGAAAACUCUCUUAUCACAACAGAAGCUAAAAACUCUGAUGUCCAGAGUCAUAAAGACAAGAAACAGGAUCACAACAGCAAGGAAAAUAUAGAUUAAACAAUAACAGAAGAGAGAGAAAAUUUAUGUAAUUUGGGACAUUCCAGGACAAAGAACAGAAGAACAGACCGAGGAGAGGCAGCACUGCGCAUGUGCAAGACAGGAACCCACGUCUCCAGGAUGACCCCAGAACCAAGGAUCUUCAGUCCACAGAACUCAAAGAAUAGAAGUGUUGCCACUGGAGCCCUUUACGAAGCAAGAAGUCCUUCAAUAAGGAAAAUCUGGCCUCCUGCACCGCAAGGCUGUCUCCACUACUCCUCUGCUUAUGGGUGAAUGAAAAUGGCCACCCCAGCCCUGAUUGGACAACAUCCUUCAUUUCACAUGUCAGCAAUCAUGUAUUGCACAGCGAUGUACAGCUAUCAAGUACCACUUUUCUCAGCCGAUACGCUUACGAAACAUUCCUUUCAAUUUGACCAAGACAAUUCAGCAAGAUGAAUGGCACCUGCUUCAUUUAAGAAGAAUCACUGCUGGCUUCCUGGGCAUGGCUGUGGCCGUCCUGCUCUGUGGCUGCAUUGUGGCCGUGGUCAGCUUCUUCUGGGAGGAAAGCCUGACCCAGCAUGUGGCCGGACUCCUUUUCCUCAUGACAGGAAUAUUUUGCACCAUUUCCCUCUGCACUUACGCCGCCAGCAUCUCCUAUGAUUUGAACCGGCUCCCGAAGCUAAUUUAUAGCCUGCCUGAUGAUGUGGAACACGGCUACAGCUGGUCUAUCUUUUGUGCCUGGUGCAGUUUAGGCUUUAUUGUGGCAGCUGGAGGUCUCUGCAUCGCUUACCCAUUUAUUAGCCGGACCAAGAUUGCACAUCUAAAGUCUGGCAGGGACUCCACGGUAUGACUGUCCACACUCAAGUCCACUGCUUGGUGGCCCGUCCACAGUGCGGACGACCCUGGAAGGGGACAGAGCAGAGUUUGAGUCAGGAUCCCAAGCACAAAAUCGGUCUUUUACAUUCCAGCCUGUUGCCUGCCAGCCCCUUCUGGAUGACUGAUGUCAAAUCACGCAAAACCUCCAUACCUUUCUAAGGACAAGACUACUGUGGAUUCAAGUGCUUUAAUGACUAUUUAUGCUUUGACUGUGAAGAGUAGGGAGCAGUGCCAUGGAACAUUUCUGGGUUUAGAAAAAGAGGAAACCGCAAUGGAAAAAUUUGUCUGAUUGCCAUUUAUUUCAGAAAGUUUGUACAUAACAAUUACCCGAGAGUCAUUUCUAUUUGCAAAAGGAUUCAUGACAAAGCGAGUAUAAUUUUCUUGUCAUUGUACCAUGCUUGUUAAAUUUAAUGCAGCACCUUCAGAACUUGUCCUAAUGGUGUCUUGUUGUGUCAGCACCAAAUAUUUGUGCAUUAUUUGUGGAUGUUUUUUGUCACAGGAAGAUUCUUCUGUUGCCUUAUUUAUUUUUAAUUGAAGUCUCUUCUCCAUCUUUGUACUGGAAUCAAAAUCAUAAGAGAAACAGAUCAACCAUGGAAGAGCUAACCUGUAAUGCUAUGCAGUAUUGUUAGAAGUCCUAUCUGUUGUUCGACCUGUCUCUUUAUGUUAACCGGAUUUCUGCAUUAAAUGACUGCCCCCUUGUUAA
Messenger RNA from Balaenoptera musculus (blue whale), 1740 nucleotides. It is a transcript of the gene TMEM178A, whose product is annotated as transmembrane protein 178A. Bases 664 to 1011 code for a protein of 115 amino acids. Gene Ontology annotation, biological process: regulation of cytosolic calcium ion concentration; negative regulation of osteoclast differentiation. NCBI's taxonomy places the organism in Eukaryota, Metazoa, Chordata, Mammalia, Artiodactyla, Balaenopteridae. The record is from RefSeq and is a predicted model, not a curated record. The transcript is spliced from 6 exons. Gene Ontology annotation, cellular component: endoplasmic reticulum membrane.